Messenger RNA from Vanessa atalanta (red admiral), 1682 nucleotides. RefSeq names its product targeting protein for Xklp2 homolog. The record is from RefSeq and is a predicted model, not a curated record. Gene Ontology annotation, cellular component: spindle; microtubule. Gene Ontology annotation, biological process: regulation of mitotic spindle organization; activation of protein kinase activity. The coding region runs from base 102 to 1547 and encodes 481 amino acids. The transcript has a single exon. NCBI's taxonomy places the organism in Eukaryota, Metazoa, Arthropoda, Insecta, Lepidoptera, Nymphalidae.
UUGACAACAGUUUCGAUUUGAAAUUCGUUUAAAAUAACGGUGCAGGAUCUACGCGGAAAAUAACAUUAUAGUUUUUUAUACUUUAUCAUUAAACAUCAAAAAUGGCUAAAAGUUACGUGACUAAUUUUAGAGGUGAAAUGUAUUUCACGCCGAGCGGAAAAUUACAUAUAAAGGAAGAACCUGUAACACCCAUUGAGGAAGAUUUUGGUGAUCAUAACAACUUGGAUUGUUUUGAAAAUGAUUAUGGUGGAAUGAGAAAAUCUUUAUCCAUGAAUGACGUAGCAUCACUUCGAGAAGACUUGAUAAAAUUGGAGUUCACGGACACAAAAGAAGAUGUGUAUCAUCGACAUCGGCGACCAACAGGACAGCCCCAAGAAUUAUCAAAAACUAAAUUUGUUUCCAUGGCUGAAGCUAUAUACCAUUACCAGAGAGAUACUCCUGAUAGAUUCCGUUCGUCUCGGCCGAAGUCAUUUCGUCCUAAAGGUUACGGAGGUCCCUCCGGUUUAACUGUUCCGCAGUCCCCUAUGUUAAGAUGUAAAGCGCGCUCAAGACCACAACAUAUUCUUUCUCAAAAAGAGAAAGAAGAAAUGGAAUUAGAAGAAAUUAGAAAAUUCAAAAUUAAAGCUAAUCCAAUUCCUAAAUCUGUUAUUGAAGGACCUAUACAUUUGCCUGAAGUACAUAGGAAGCCUAUUACUGUUCCUGAACCUUUCAAAUUGACUGAAAUACAAAAAAAAAUGGCUCAAUCUCCUGGACUAACUCAUAAUUUUAAAGCUCGUCCAGCUCCAAAGCAUAUAUUCGAAAAACCUCAAAUACCAAUAAAGCCAGUUCCACAUGUGACUAAACCAAUUAGCCCGAAAUUUCGUUACAAACGAGCUAAUUCUGCGGAUCAUCUUAAAUGUGAAACUAAGCAUACUGACCCACCAGCCAAUGCUAAGAAAAUGGAUAAAUGUGAGAAAACAAUGCAGCGUCACGGUCCAGUUAAACCAGAGCCAUUUUCUUUUGAAAAAAGGGAUGAAGAAUUAAGGAAAAAGCGAGAAGAAAGAAUUAAGAAACAGUUGGAAGAGGAACGUAGACUUGCCUCUCAGUUCAAGGCACAGCCUUUACCAGUAGCUGUGAAGAAACGGAUGCAAUGUGCUACUUCUGGAUGCAGUAUUUCUAAUGCUUCUUCAGAGAAUAAAGAAAAUCAUGUCAAAUUUGAAGCUAAACCAGCCACAGUUCUUUAUAAAGAGCCUUUUAAACCAGUUCUUCAACCAGUACAUUUGGUUAAGGCUGUUCCAUUUGCAUUGACUACAGAAAAACGAGCUGCAGAAAGAGAAAUAUUUGACAAACAGUUAAAGGAAAAAGAAGAAGAAAAUGAAAAAUCAAAACAGCAAAGAGAAAAAGAGCUGCUAGAGGCAGAAGAACGAGCAGUAUCAGAAUUGAGAGCUAAACUGGUACAUCAUGCAAAACCAGUACCUUCAUUAAACCCAUUUGUUCCAGAAAAGUCAAUUGCACCUAUAACAGUUCCUGAAACACCCAAAUUUGUGAGGAGGCUGAAGCAAAAUUAAUUUCUUACUUUGAUAGUAGUAAAUCAUGACUAUGACAUAUUAUUCAAACAUUUUAGUUGUUAGGUUUUGAUAAUGUACUACUCUUUAAAUGUACUGCCAUUGCUUAAAAUACAUUUAUAAUUUUUAAAUAAAUUU